AUAUUGCGUGGUGCAUGGUUCAAGCAUUGCGAAUAAUUUCGGCUGCCUUCGUACGGUGUUCGUAAUCCUUCGGUCGUGUCCGGGGUACAUCGGAGGGAAUCGGCUUGGCGGGUAGUUUCACGAUCGCGUGGCUUCUGUCCGGCUUCCAGUCUAUAGAUUUCGCUCCGUCGUGAUACGUCGUAACGCGUGUGUUGUCAAAUUUUCAAAAUUUUUUUUUAAUAAUUAAUUAAGUGACAUUAUUUGUGAGUGUUUCUACUUUCCCCAGUUCAUCAGCAUGGACAUGUACACGAUGGUUGAGGGUGAUGCUCAUCUUUUCAUCAGUUCUUCAGAAUUCUUCUCAGGGAUCACAAUCGCGCGUUACGGUGUUUAAGAACGGUGCAGAGAGAAGUAUGCGAAAAAGAUCGAUAAUCGAGGAGCACCCGAACGUUUCUCGACGCGAACUCAUCGGCGGACAAGGAAUUCUUUCGAGGGUCCGAAAGUUCGCAAAUUGCGGACGCAGUUAAGCGAAACUCGCAGGGGUAUGCGAUGGAAAACAUGGUCGCAAAUGGCCGACAAGUGGUUGCAACCAAAGUGUCGCCGUUAAGAAGUUAAUCGCAGUCAUGUCGAACGAGACUAACGCGACGGACGAUUUUCUCGACUACGACAUCAACGAGUCGUUCAGCUUCUUCGACUGGACGGAAUUGGCACCCACGCUAGUCGUCUACUCCCUCACAUUUUUCCUCGGUUUGAUCGGAAAUGUUGUCAUCAUCGCUUCUACGUUGUGCCCGAGAUUGAGACCCUUACCAGCUACACCAACCAACGUCUUCCUCGGCGGUUUGGCUACGGCUGACCUUUUGCUUAUAACUUUCUGCAUUCCUGUAAAGAUCGCCAAGCUGUUCUCUUACACGUGGACUAUGGGCCUGUUCCUAUGCAAGUCGGUGCAUUAUAUGCAGAGCGUAUCGGCUAUUUGCUCGGUCGUCACGUUAACCGCAAUGUCGAUCGAAAGGUAUUACGCCAUUGUUCAUCCAAUGAGGGCACAAUACACCUGCACUAUAAGCCAAGCCCGUAAAAUAGUGAUUAUAACUUGGGUGGCAUCGUUCCUUCUUGGUAUUCCAAUGAUUUUCACUCAGACACACAAAGUGGUUGGAUUAAGGGUGAUCGCUUACUGGUGCGUUCGGGAUUCGGAUGCAGGACUUUUAUGGCGUGCACACGAAGUUUACAUGCUCGUGUUAGUUCUGGUGUUGCCUUUAACGGUUAUGGCGUUUUGUUACACCGCUAUUUGUUGGGAAAUUUGGCUAGUCAUGAAACGGCGAUACCACAUGACGUCGCGUCACGCGCUGAGCCCGAACAAUGCUGAUACGGAAUCGAUACCCAUGACACAAAGGCAGAGCAUGCGGAACGGUCGUCGUACUUAUCGAGAAGACGGACAGACCGAAGAAGAAUCCCGCACGAUGAAACAGGUGGUGAAAAUGCUGGUGGCUGUGGUGGUGUUAUUCGCCAUCUGUUGGGGUCCAAUUCUUGUAGACAACACCCUCACCGCUUAUGGUUAUCUGCCGCGAGUGAAAACGGGAAUGCAUAAACACCUUAACACGGCGUUUCAGUUGAUGGCUUAUUUUAACAGUUGCAUAAAUCCGAUCAUCUAUGGAUUUAUGUCGAAGCACUUCAGGGAGAGUUUCUUAUCCGCGGCUUGCGGUGGUUGGUGGAUCUGUUGUCCCAGAAGAGGUUACAGGGCCCCGGUGAAGAGGCAUCCUAGCCUCAGCCAAACCAGGACGACCAGUGUCAGAUUGAUAUGGAUAAAUAUGUAUGAUACCCUGAGGCGAUGGACUUGAUUUUUUCGUCGUGGCCGGCCCACGUCGAGGCAGCUUUUCACAGGUAAAAAAACCGCGGUAACAGCAGUGCCGAAGGAGAACAAGAGGCCAGCGCCAUCCUGAGAAAACUGUUUUUUUUUGCCCGAGAUUCCAACCCAGGAAGACCACAUUUCUCCACGACACUCAAGCCGAUUAUCUUCAAGAACGUUCGUGUAAAUUGUGCAAAAACGCUCUCUUUUGUGAAUUCCACGCGUCUCAAAAAUAUGUUUCAUAGUCGAGGUAGUGGAACGGGAAGAGAUUUUUCUUCUUUUUCUCUGUCUGUUCUCGCUUAGAAAGCAACUCCAAAAACAGUGAUGGGCGGAAUACGUGCCCGACAAAGAGCUCACGGAUAUCAGCGUGCACGAUGUCUGCAAUGUUGAGUUGACGGACAUCCACGCAUUGAAAUUGAGAAAUAUAGUACUUUCAAGUUAAGAAAUUCAGAUUACUCUCCAGUGCUCGUGAAUACGCACUGCUUGCAUGUCCGUGUACCUCGCGGGCAUAGUUGUCCAUCACUGUUCUGUACUGUUGCUCCCAACUGCAAUACAAACACUCAUAAAUUAAGAACAUUUGUUGACUCGAACAUCGAACGGGAUACCGAUUCGUUUAAAGGAACUUUAUGAUCGUUUUUGUGACAAGGUGUUAACCAUUUUUCUGGACGUAAACAGAAACCUGUUCAUCGAGUAAAUAAUCAUUUAUGAAAGAUUUAUGUGAUUAUUCGUCCACGCGACAGAAAUUUAAUCGAUUUACGUGUGCGUGAAAAUUUGUACUCUCUACGAUUGUAGGAAAGGAUCCAGCAAAAAUCUUGAAUCGAUGCAUAUUCGAUAAAUUCGAUGAGAAAGAUUCGACGAUGGGCUCGAAUGAAACAAUUAGCGAAAUCUUUUCCAUAUUUUAAGUAGUAAAUAGGUCCACUUAGGCGUUUCUUACUUUGUAAGCGUAGGAAAUAAGAAAUGAUGUACACUCUUUGAAUCUUUCGAGGUAAAUCUUUCCAGCUGUUCCUACAAAAAGAAGAAAUAGUAUCUUUUCUAGUAUUCGAUGUAAUUGAUUGUGAAACAUGUAUUUGUACAUAUGAAUUUAUUCAGUAUUCUCCUGUUUUGGAGUAUUUUAAAUAUAAUCGACACUCGAGAUUUUCGACAGUGGCGUAACUGUGCAAAAAUUAACGUACGGGAUAAUAGGAUUAUACCUCGUACCGUUUAUCUUGAUGCCGUGCUGUAAUGAUCAGUAAUUCGCAGAAUAGGUCGAUAAUCCUGAAUCAGAGUUAAGUGUUAAUAGCUUAUCAAUGAAAAUCUCGAAUGGUUUUCAUGAAAUGGGGAAAAAAAUCGCUAAUCGACUGACAGAGAAACAUAUAAUAUUUCUACGUCAAUCUGUGUACCCCUCAGAUAAAAAAAAAAGAAACGAGAAUUGUAGCUUUUAUCGCUUAUAACACGACACGUUUGCAGUGACGUAAGACAAAUUCCAGUACUCGAGGAAAUUCUGUGGAAAUUCCUCGGGCAUUUUACUCUAUAUAUUCAUUCUAGACGAAGAAUUUUCGAAAUCGUGCUUUUGUCGGUGUAUCGUUAGAAUAGCGAAUACUUAGAAUACGACAGAAGAGAAAAUCUUUCGUAUUUAUCUCUGAUUAUAUCUGUGUUACAUCCGUAACAGGAACAGUAAGAAACGAUGCAAGAAAACGUUUCGUCCGAGAGCAUUUUUUUGUAAGAUUCUUCUGACACGCGACGACGGCUCAAUUAGUUGACUAAUUAAGCGAUGCGAGAACGAUGGCGAUGCUUAAUGAAGCUCGCCGAUCGAUCGACAAGCUUCCGUUCGCAUUAAUUACGAAUUCGUUGAAUCUACGUAUAGUUUGCGUGUUAUUGUGAGAACCGUGUGUGUCUGUGCGUGAAUUUUUAUUCUGUUAAAACAGUGCACGUCGCGAGCGUUUGCGACUCAACGCUUUAUUGCGAGCCGAUUUUUUUCUCAACGAACAAACUGUUAUUCCGUAAGCUCGAUUUUUUUAGACCUUUUAUCAGCUUUCUUUGUAAUUCGUUUUUACAUCGGUGACGAUUACGCGGAAGCGUAUUCGAUUUUUACGUGGACAUUCGCAUGUAAAUAUACGAAUAAACUCUUAAAGGUACAUCGAUCGACGUUGUGCCGUUUCUUUAGCGAACUCUUAGUAAGUAUGACUAUUAUAAAUAUUGUUGUAAUAAUUGUAUAAACAGGAAUCUAAAAUUUACAAAUCUAAAGCCUGGUAAUAUCGGUGGCGAAAGUGAGUUGUAUUAGAAAUUUUUCCGUUUUACCGCGAAUUGCUUGUAUAAAUAAAUUCUGUAACACCAAAAAAAGUUCAAGGAAACCGCAUAAAUAAUUCGAUUGAUGUUCCAGUUGUUCUGAAUUUCUGAUCAACUCUCGAAUCACGUUUCCUACAAAUUGCGGAUGAAUACUUAAAAUUCGAUCGUCACGACGAACUUUCCUUGCAUUUCGUAUGAUCGCAGAAUGUUGAACGGAAUAAAACGAAAUGUUAUCGAAAUAAUAUUCGUAGAAAUUGAUUGGAUCAAUGAGCGUGCACAAGUAACAAGCAGAAUUAUCCCCGAAGUUUAAUGAAAUUUAUCGGAUUCGAGCAAAAACGGAUAAGUGUCUAUUUUGUCGAGCAUAUCAUUACGAAGUCGUGUACGCUGAUUGAGCUUCCAAGCAUUAAUUUCAACAGAGCUACGUAAUAGUAAUUUAAUUUCUCGUUCUCCUCCUGUUUCAUUGAUUUUUGCGAUUUUUUCCCUUUCUUUGAUAUCACUUCGGUGUUUUUAUCUUCACUUAUUUUCUCUUCGUUUCGCAAUUGAAAUCGAACGAUAAAUUCCGCCUGUGAACGGAAGGAAAAAGUUUUCAAAGUUUGCUUCAGCUUUCCAAUCGUGUAAACAUUCGGAUAUUGGUGAAUUCGAUACAUUUUAACUCGGAAAGGGAAAAAGAAAAAGUGGUAAUGUAAAUUUGUAAGUGGAGAGUUUCUUCAGAAAUUAUCUUUUCAACCAUUUUUCUUUUUCUAAAAUCGAUGUAAUAUUUUUACUUGUUUUCUAUUGCUCGAUUCUACUAUGUUUUGUCCUAAUGUCAGCUAUUAUAAACCGUUCUUUUGUAGAGUAUGAAAUAUGCGAUAAAAGACGUUGAUCAAACGAUGGAAUUUAAUUUCAUAUAUAAAUCUCUAUUGGAUUUGCAGAUAUUUCGAAUC
This is a messenger RNA of Megachile rotundata (alfalfa leafcutting bee), 5004 nucleotides long. Its product is annotated as QRFP-like peptide receptor. Gene Ontology annotation, molecular function: neuropeptide Y receptor activity. The record is from RefSeq and is a predicted model, not a curated record. Gene Ontology annotation, biological process: G protein-coupled receptor signaling pathway. Gene Ontology annotation, cellular component: plasma membrane. Lineage: Eukaryota; Metazoa; Arthropoda; Insecta; Hymenoptera; Megachilidae.